Molecule: messenger RNA, 6832 nt
Organism: Myotis myotis
Lineage: Eukaryota; Metazoa; Chordata; Mammalia; Chiroptera; Vespertilionidae
Gene: PGAP1
Product: post-GPI attachment to proteins inositol deacylase 1
Exons: 27
Coding region: 112-2880 (922 amino acids)
Biological process (GO): GPI anchor metabolic process; endoplasmic reticulum to Golgi vesicle-mediated transport
Cellular component (GO): endoplasmic reticulum
Molecular function (GO): phosphatidylinositol deacylase activity
Source: RefSeq, a predicted model, not a curated record
CGCAGGCGCGCGCGGCGCGGGCUGGGCUCGGCUCCGGCGGAGCGUCCAGGCGUCCGGGGCGCGCGCGGGCCGGGCUGGGUGCCCCGCGGCGGCGGCACGGGCGGCGGCACCAUGUUCCUGCACUCCGUCAACCUCGGGAACUUGGCGUUUUACGCCUUCAUGGUCGGCAUGGCCACCCUGGGGCUGUGGGACGUCUUCUUCGGCUUCGAGGAGAACAAGUGCAGCAUGAGCUACAUGUUCGAGUACCCGGAGUUCCAGAAAAUAGAACUUCCAAAGAAACUGGCAAAACGCUACCCUUCGUAUGAAUUAUAUCUUUAUGGAGAAGGAUCCUACGCUGAAGAACACAAAAUCCUCCCUUUAACGGGAAUCCCCGUUCUCUUUCUUCCCGGGAAUGCUGGAAGUUAUAAGCAGGUGCGGUCCAUCGGCUCCAUUGCACUGAGGAAAGCAGAAGACAUCGACUUCAAGUACCACUUCGACUUCUUUAGUGUGAACUUCAACGAAGAGCUGGUGGCACUGUAUGGGGGAAGCCUGCAGAAGCAGACCAAGUUCGUGCAUGAGUGCAUUAAAGCAAUUCUCAAACUCUACAAGGGUCAAGAAUUUGCUCCAAAAAGUGUGGCAAUAAUUGGUCAUUCUAUGGGUGGCCUUGUUGCAAGGGCAUUGCUUACACUGAAAAAUUUUAAACAAGAUCUGCUGAAUCUUCUUAUUACACAAGCCACCCCUCAUGUGGCUCCCGUGAUGCCCUUAGACCGGUUCAUUACAGAUUUUUAUAUGACUGUAAACAACUAUUGGAUUCUAAAUGCUAGACACAUAAAUUUAACCACGCUUUCUGUAGCUGGAGGAUUCCGGGAUUACCAAGUUCGUUCCGGACUGACUUUUCUACCAAAACUAAGCCAUCAUACCAGUGCCUUAUCUGUUGUGAGCUCAGCAGUACCUAAGACCUGGGUCUCCACAGAUCACCUCUCCAUUGUGUGGUGUAAACAGUUGCAGUUGACUACAGUUAGAGCAUUCUUUGAUCUGAUUGAUGCUGACACUAAACAAAUCACUCAAAACCCCAAGAAGAAAUUGUCGGUUUUGAAUCACCACUUUAUAAGACACCCAGCAAAACACUUCGAGGAAAAACCAGCAAUAAUUUCCGACUUAACAGUGACGCCGCUGUGGGUUCCAGUAAAAGUGUCAAAGUGGACCUACGUGGCUUAUAAUGAAUCUGAUAAAAUAUAUUUUACAUUUCCUCUUGCAAAUCAUAGGAAAAUCUACACUCAUGCCUAUUGUCAGAGCACCAUGCUGGAUACAAAUAGUUGGAUUUUUGGCUGCAUAAACAGUACUUCUAUGUGCCAGCAAGGGGUUGACUUAUCAUGGAAAGCUGAACUGUUGCCAACAAUUAAGUCUCUGACGUUAAGACUUCAAGACUAUCCAUCUUUGUCACAUCUUGUUGUUUAUGUACCAUCUAUUCAUGGAAGUAAGUUUGUUGUAGAUUGUGAAUUCUUUAAAAGAGAGACAAGGUCCAUACAGCUUCCUGUAACUCAUCUUUUUUCCUUUGGAUUAUCUUCAAGGAAAGUGAAAUUAGACACAAGCGGCCUGUUCUAUAAUAUAGAGCUUCUGAACUUCGGACAGAUAUACCAAGCUUUUCAAGUCAACGUAGACAGCAAGUGCUCAGGAGUCAAAGAAGAAAUAACUAGUAUCUAUAAACUUCACAUUCCCUGGUCUUAUGAAGAUUCGCUAACCAUUGCACAGGUCCCAUCUUCAACAGAAAUUUCUCUGAAACUCCAUGUUGCCCAGCCAGACAAUGACAGCCACGUCGCGUUAUUAAAAAUGUACACAUCUUCCGACUGUCAGUAUGAGGUGACGAUUAAGACUUCCUUUCCGCAAAUACUUGGACAGGUCGUUAGGUUUCACGGUGGAGCUCUUCCUGCUUACGUUGUCUCGAGCAUCCUUCUUGCUUAUGGGGGACAGUUAUCCUCUCUCUUCUCAGCAGGUCAUUGCUUGGAGUAUGCUACGAUGUUGGAUAAAGAAGCCAAACCAUACAAAGUGGAUCCUUUUGUAAUUAUGAUUAAGUUUCUGUUGGGGUAUAAGUGGUUUAAGGAAAUAUGGGAUGUCUUACUCUUACCAGAGUUAGACGUCAUCGUCUUGACCAGUCAGAGCAUGUGUUUCCCCCUGGUCUCCUUGAUUCUCUUUCUGUUUGGAACGUGCACUGCCUACUGGGGUGGCCUGCUCUCGUCCACAGCCGUGAGGCUCCUGUCCUCACUGUGGCUCGCACUGAAGAGGCCCUCUGAGCUUCCUAAAGACAUCAAGGUGCUCUCACCAGACUUGCCCCUGUUGACGGUUGUUUUGAUCAUAAUUAGUUGGGCGACUUGUGGAGCAUUUGCCAUACUUCUUACUUAUCUUUACUAUGUGUUUAAGAUUGUUCAUCUACAAGCCAGUGUAACAAAUUUUAAAAAUAGCCAAACUGUGAAUCCGAAACACUCGCGGAGGAGUGACAAGAGGUGCAGUCAGCACAAGGACGCGGCGGCCCACCCGCCCCGCCUGUCGGCCAGCGAGGCCGAGGACAGCCUGCGCAUGCACAGCACCGUGGCCACCCUGCUGGCCUGGGUGGUGCUGCUCUGCGCGCCCUCGCUCAUCUACUGGUUCAAGAACCUGCGGUAUUACUUUAAACUUAAUCCUGAUCCAUGUAAACCUUUGGCAUUUAUCCUUAUUCCAACUAUGGCCAUUCUUGGAAAUACUUACAAUGUUUCAAUAAAAUCAAGUAAAUUGUUGAAGACUACUUCCCAGUUCCCACUUCCUCUGGCGAUCGGUGUGAUUGCUUUCGGGUCCACACACUUGUACAGGGUCCCCUGCUUUGUCUUCAUCCCUCUCGCCCUCCACGCCUUGUGCAACUUUAUGUGAGGCAGGACUUGGGGAGCGCUAAGUAUGACCUUUGCCUUUGGGCUCGGUGGCCAGAGGGACCGCACAGAUCCGUCAGCGUGGACAAGACCCUUUGGAGAAGACGCAUCUAUUUUUACAAUGUUGAAAAUAGGAAAUUAGUUUUGUAAUGCUUGCAGGGCGUCGUGGAAGCAUGGCUUGUUUUGUGGUGUGGCGUCUGUGUCCUAGUCGUUGGUUUUUAAUUAGUAAAAGGACAAGGUGGACACGGUCUGUGGGGCCUGUCUGCCCAUCAGCUAGUCCGACUGGCCACGCAGGUAGGGAUCGUCUCCUAAACACUCAGUAAAGGUGGUGCAUUCGGCUCAUUUCAUCAAACUUUCUUCUGAGAAGUGGGAUACUUCGUAUUUGCUACAGUACUCUAUUGUGAAAUAAGUCUUAAAAAGUGGAUGAAAUUCACAGCUGUGUGGUUCCUCAAAAAUGAAGUGGCCACGAAGAGUCUUUGGUCAGCUUUCAGCAGCCACGGCGAACAAAAUAGAUCUUUCCUUUUUUUCUUACAUCAGUGAAAAUACACUUUUUUAUUCUAAGGAGGCAUGUUUUCUUAGAAACCAAUGCAACGCUGAUGGAUGGACACAUAAUUCAAACGCAAGACGUAAUGAGAUUAUCUUGUGACUUUUCAAAAUGCAGAUCUUAGUUUUAUCCUUAGUUAACAUGAAGACAGGAUAGCAGGUCCGUUGUUCAAUUUAUACCACUUUAUUUACCAGUUUAACCAUUGACCAUGGUUGCCCAAAGUGCCUCGGGUCAAGAAGGAGUGUUAAAAUAACUAAUUUUCAGUGGUCAGAAAAAAACUCCAGGUUUGCACAGUUUUUGACUACUGUUGGCGGGGGUGGGGGGGUGGGGGAAGGUUAGCAUGAUCAAGUGCAGUACCACAUUUGAUGCAUAAAAUUAUAAUAAUGGAGUAACAGACAAACUGUUAACCCCAUUAACAGCAUAUGUAUAAAUAAGUUGGAGGCUUUAGCCACUAGAUUUAACAGGUGGAAUGUUGAUUUGCCAAGGUGAUUACUAUUUGACAGAUGAGAGAAUAGUAUUUCUACUUCAGAUUGCAGCUCACUUUCAGCCAGAAGAGUAGGAAGGAGGAUAUGGAGCUGGGUGUCUUUGCCUUAAGACAGCAUAAACUCAGGCGGAGCUAUGCCUGGCCACUAGAGUCCUUCCUUUAGAUGUAUCUGCUGUAAGUACCUACAACCUCUCAAGUCCUUACGUCUCAGUGAUUCCACUGCUGCCCCCGUAAGCUGGCGUCCUCCUCAGAGCCCAGGAAUGCCCUGGAGUCCAGCCUAUCUGCCAUUGCACCUGGAUCCCGUACACCUCUCAGCUGCUACUGCCUGUGGAGGGCUGUCCCCAUGUUCCUGCCUAUACAGGGUCCCCCGCUUCUCUUCCCGGUGGUUCCUCAGGUCCUUGCUCUUUUGGCAUCAGUUAGCGAGGGUCUUGCUGUCUUUUCUGAGACUUACAAGUUUGGUCGAUUCCAUUGUUGUCUUUCUCAGCUUCAUGCCUAAUGUUCCACAGUCAUAUUUGCACUUACGAAUUCCAUGAAAGGGAAGUGUUAUUAGCCUCAGAGUCAACAGGGCGGAUGUGCCCGGCUCUUAUCUGAGAGAAGUAGCCAAAGGGAUAGAUACAGAGUGCAUGUGUGUUCAGCACCAGGAAGGAAAGAGUUUCGUAGAUUGUACACCUGUCCCAGGGCCUGCCAUGUAUAUAUUUAAAUAAGGACACAUCUGCCUAUGUUUAGCUAUACAUGUUCUCAUAAACAACUUUUAUACCCGUGGUAUCUUUUACUUUUUCACGGAUGUAAUUGUACUUCAGGUUACAGACUAACUGUGUUAUUUAACUCUUUCUGGACUUGAAGUUGGGCUUAUAUACAGAAAGAACUUUAGAGAAUUCAUGAAUGUGAAUCCUCCGUUGACAGCCAUAGCCACUGGGUCUUUGUGAUCUGGAGUCUCCUUGUUUAAUCAGUACUGCUCAUGAAUAAAAUGUAGCAAGCUUAUAUUUCUUGUUUGUGAAUAGUACAUUAGCUUUUUAAAAAAAAUUUAUUUUUAUUGAUUUCAGAGAGGAAGGGCAAGAGAGAUGGAAACAUCAAUAAUGAGAGAGAAUCAUUGAUUGGCUGCCUCCUACACACACCCUACUGGGGAUUGAGCCCCCCCACCCAGGCAUGUGCCCCGACCAGGAAUCAAACCCAGAACCUCAUGGUCCAUGGGACAAUGGAUGCUCAAUCCACUGAGCCACCACAGCCGGGCUACCUUAGCUUUUUAAAGAGGCAGACAAGGUACAACUGAUGCUCACUAAAGCAUUUUCAUGUGAAUGUCAUUAUCAAGUCCUAAAGUCUUAUUUAUUCCAACAAGAUAUUUUCAUUUUAGAACAACAAAAAGGAUUCUAAUUAAACAUUUUAGAAACAGCAGUUGGUCUUUAGCCAUGAUAUGCAUCAAUAUAUGCACUUUUUUAUUUUGUUUUUUAACAUUUUGACAGGGUCUUCACCAAGUCUUAAUGCACUUUAAACCCCGAUGCCCACCAGGGGUGAGAAGGCAGCUCUGAGCUGCGCAGCGCUGAUGGUCUGUCACUGAGUGAAGGAAAGGGCUCCUGUGUUGGUUGCACAUCGUUUCUGUCUUGCUUGCAGCCCGUGCUCUUAGCUGGCCCAGCAGCACAGCUUCAUCAGUGACGCUGCUAAAGAUGAGAUUGUCUGUUGGUAGUCAGGGACCAUCUACUGCAUCAGACUUCUGGGCUCUGAUGUUACAGCCUUUUUAUUGGGAGCUUGCUGAGUGUUGAGGAAGGUUUUGCUUAUAAAAAUCACCACUGGACCUGUUGUUGGUCACGGGGGCAGGAAAGCCACUCCGCACUCUGUAUCGCUAAGCCUCCUCAGACGUGACUGCUCUUACGGUCUAGAGCUGAUAACACCAGAGAGAUCAUGAAAGCUCUUUUUCUCUGGAUCUUUUUCAUGCCAGAAAUUAAACAAGUUCUGCCAACUCUUUUUCAUCAGAAUAGAAAAUAUUUAAAAUAGUGGUCCUAGAAAAAAAUCAUUUGUGCCAAGUUAACAUCAUUUUUUUUUUUUUUCAGUCUCUUCAGUAUUCAUCAAUCAUGUAUCAACCCAUCUUUUCCUAUUUUGGUCAGAUAAACCUAGAUAUGUAAUGGGAACCUUUUCUUGAUUGGACUACACUAUGAUAUCUACAUGACUGUACAGUGAGGAAAAAGCAAGGGCGAUAGUAGGCCCAGAAAGUGUUAUUGAUUAUCAUAUCCCUCACACAGACAGUGCUCAGAGGAGGCAUGCCAUCUGGUUUGUUCAUUAUCUAGUUCUAUACUUAACUCUUCAGAGUUUCCACUGAUAGGGUAGUUUAUUUCUCCUCACUGCUCCUUAGCACUUCUUACAGAAGAUGGUCAAGAGACAUAAAAGGAGAUGAAACUCAACUUGCAGUUUAGUUCCCAAAGGCUCUGGGGAAAAUGGGGGGAACACAAGAAUUAUGAGACAAACUAAGGCUAUUGAUUCUUGAAUCCCAGAUAAUAUACUUGGCCUAUAUUUUCACCUUAGGCAUUAUUACAUCUAAAUUAGUGUAAUGUCUUGCUUUAUUGUGAGGUUGAGCGCAGAAACUUCAUAUCAGUGCAUUUGCAAUUUUAGUAAAUUAAAACCAGUUGGGAACGUUUUUUAGAUGCGUCGGGACCUCCUGUGACUGGGCAUUGGUUGGCUACUCUUCCUCAUCCAUGCUGUAGAUUUGUGCCUUGUGAAGCUUUGGCCGGGGGUCGGGGGGGUCAAUUUGGAGAGCAUGGCACUCACUCCCCAGGGUACAGGAAGCUACAAAAAGCCUCUUCAAAUUAUGAAAAUAGACCCUGACCCCAAACUUUGGUGAAUAAAUGUAGAAGAUGAUUUUACAGAAUAUUAAGAUGAUUCGAGCUAAAUGUUAUCCCAGUCUCUUUUUUUUUUUUCAAUUAAAAUCUUUAUUGUUCA